AUCAGGCAAUAUCAACAUGAAAGGUGCUCUUCUAUUCACAGCGAUAUUAGCUGGCCUAGUUGCCGUGCGAGGUCAUUGGGAAAGAAAUAAGGUGUACAAGUACGAAGUGAAAGCUAAGAUAUUGAAAUAUUCACCCGAAUCGGGAGACGAAUCCUCUGGCUUAUAUUCUCGCUAUCAUUUGACUCUUCGACCACAUUCUGAUGACGUUAUCAUUGGCCAACUUACUCAAGCCGAGUUUUUUAAAGGAAGAGCACAGCGUUACAAUGCAAUGAUACAAGAUUCCUCUGAUUCAGGCUCCGAUGCAAACUUCGAGAAUUCGCCAUUGAGCAAACCAUUUAAGAUCAACUUACGUAAUGGUGUCAUCCAAUCUCUAGGUGUUGAUGAUUCAUUGUCCUACUUUGGCGUGAAUCAAUUGAAAUUGAUCAUGAACCAGUUUCAAGUCGAUACAACCCGUCUCAAUGUGAACUCGCUCAGCGAGAAUCAAUUACCACAAGCGGACAGUAACACAGCUUUCUACAAGACUGCGGAAUCAACGGGACAUUGCGAAACAAUCUACGACAUCUCACCAAUCCCCGACUAUUUGGUCAGAUCGAACCCGGAAUGGGUGCCAUUGCCCGAAAUGAUUGAAAGAAAUGGAGAAAUCAUUGAAAUCGUCAAGACUAAAACUUCUGCUAACUGUGAAGGAAGAAGAAACGUCCUUGACGCAGCCAGCAACUAUUUGAGCGGGAAAGGUGUGAGAGAAAAUGAUUUGUCCAUCGUCGAGAGACAGCGCAUUGUUGCAUCAGUUGGUUCAGUGCACCGUUUUACCAUCCAAUCGACAAUAACAGCCAACAAACUAAUGUACACUCCACAAAACAUGCCACUCAUAACAGUAUACGUUAACUCUAGUUUGGAAUCGGUGGAAUCGGCUUCCCAGCGACCUACGAACUUGCCUGAUAAUUUGACGAUACUUGAAAAUUUGAGCUACGAUUUCAAUCCCAAAAUGGAUGAAUAUCAACCCAUUCAAUCACGACUGGAGCGUGACGGAACCGGUACCGAAUAUCGUUAUACUACCAGUUGCUGGAAAUAUACUGAGAAUCCCACGUAUGUGUGCAAUCAGGAGUUUGGUAAGGAUUGGAGCUUCGCUGGACAUGCAAAAAAUUGUAAUCCCUGGGGAAUGCUGUAUUUCGAAUGUAAACGAGAUUGUAAAAAAAGCUUGUUGCCAGAUGUAAAGGCACAUUUAACAGACCUAGAAAUUAUGGAUUAUGGAUUCAAUUAAAAAGCAAAUUGUCAGGCGAAAGUCUUAUAGCUUUUUCGGUAAUCUAAUAAACCAUUUCAAAAACCAAAAGUUUUCCAAUUAUGG
Bradysia coprophila is the source of this 1342-nucleotide messenger RNA. RefSeq names its product vitellogenin-like. Gene Ontology annotation, biological process: lipid transport. Lineage: Eukaryota; Metazoa; Arthropoda; Insecta; Diptera; Sciaridae. The record is from RefSeq and is a predicted model, not a curated record. Gene Ontology annotation, molecular function: lipid carrier activity.